AUGCACUUCCUCCAGAUCUCACUGUUGGCUGUCGCCAGCUCCCCAUUCGUCUCGGCAUGGGGAGGCUUCCCUCAACUGAAGCAUGCGGAACGCCAAGUGUCCACCCAGAGUCUCAUUGAUGCGCUAGCAAACUACACGGAUCUCUCAAGCUUCCAGCAGAUCCUUAAGAGCGCACCCGGUCUCAUCAAUGCCAACGUCCAGCGGGGAGCAACAGUCCUGGUCCCAACCAACGAGGCUCUGUCUGCCUACAUGAAACAGAACAACGCCACCGAACUCUCCCAACUGCACAUACAGAAGCUGACGAGCGUCUUCCAAUACCACACCCUCGAUGCCGCCCUUACAUCUGCCAACUUCAGCGCCUCCAGGGGCCUCACAGUCCCGACGAAGCUCACGGACAGCUUGAACAACCUGCGGAGACCCGGCCCCGCCCUGAUCAGCCAGUUCGGAGCCGAAGCCACCGGUCAGGUGCUUUACAUCUCAAAGUCGACCGAAGCCGGCACUUCCAAGUUUAGGGUGAGGCAGGCGGCCUCGACAGACGAAAAGGCGGGUCUGCAGGCGGGUCUGGGCCAGACGGCCGAGCUCACGGGGGUUGACGGAGUAUGGGACGGCGGCUACUUCCAAAUCGUCAACACAGUUCUUGAAAUGCCGACCGUGUGCUCCGCGACCAUCAAGAAGCUUUCAGACACCCUCUCCGGCCUCGACUCUGCUCUCCGCAAGGUCAGCUUGUGGCAGGAGCUGGACAAAACUCCCAACGUCACCUGUCUCGGACCCAACACCGCGGCUUUCAAUUCAGCCGGCAAUCCGGAGAAGAACUUGAACCAGACUGCGCUCACCGACGCUCUACUCUUCCACACCCUGCCUCAGGUGGCCUACAGCAACUUCCUCACCGACGGCCAGGAGUUCAUGUCCCUCGGCAACGUCACCGUGAGAGUCACGGUCAAGGAUAACCAGAUCUGGUUCAACGACGCCAAGGUCGUCCAGCCAAACGUCUUGACAAACAACGGUCUCAUUCAUGUCCUCGACCGCGUCAUGUCCGCCGAAGGGAAGCCGGACACCUCAUCCUCGCCAUCUUCGACAUCCGGUUCGUCGCCCUCGAGUACUUCCAGCCCGAGUCCGACCGGCACGCCGCCCAACUCGGGAAAUACUCUAGCUGGGAACAUUCACGCGGCCGGUGUCAUUGCAUUUGCUGCGGUCAUAUUGCUCAUCUAA
This is a messenger RNA of Colletotrichum karsti, 1209 nucleotides long. Its product is annotated as fasciclin domain-containing protein. The coding region runs from base 1 to 1209 and encodes 402 amino acids. Lineage: Eukaryota; Fungi; Ascomycota; Sordariomycetes; Glomerellales; Glomerellaceae. The transcript is spliced from 4 exons. The record is from RefSeq and is a predicted model, not a curated record.